GUGGGUGUUGGUUGGUGUUGGUUUACCGCCGUUUGUUUUCUUGAGCGCGUUUGGAAGAUGGAGACGCACAUCUCAUGUCUCUUCCCGGAGAUUUUAGCCAUGAUUUUCAGCUACUUGGACGUGAGGGACAAAGGCAGAGUGGCCCAAGUGUGCACGGCGUGGAGGGACGCAUCCUACCACAAGUCCGUGUGGAGGGGGGUGGAAGCCAAGCUGCAUCUGAGGCGAGCGAAUCCGUCCCUGUUCCCCAGCCUCCAGGCGCGGGGCAUCCGGCGCGUUCAGAUCCUCAGCCUGCGGCGCAGCCUCAGCUACGUGAUCCAGGGAAUGCCCAACAUCGAGAGCUUGAAUCUGAGCGGCUGCUAUAACUUAACGGAUAACGGCCUGGGGCACGCGUUCGUGCAGGAGAUCCCUUCCCUGAAGGUGCUCAAUCUGAGCCUUUGCAAGCAGAUCACGGACUCCAGUUUGGGCAGAAUAGCGCAGUAUCUGAAAAACUUGGAGGUGCUGGAACUGGGCGGCUGCAGUAACAUCACGAACACGGGCUUGUUGCUCAUCGCGUGGGGUUUGCACAGACUCAAAAGUCUUAAUCUGAGGAGCUGCCGGCAUGUUUCGGAUGUGGGCAUAGGGCACUUGGCUGGCAUGACCCGGAGCGCGGCGGAGGGCUGCCUCAGUCUGGAAUACCUGACCUUGCAGGAUUGCCAGAAGUUGACGGACUUGUCCCUCAAGCACAUUUCGAAAGGCCUGACCAAGCUCAAAGUGCUCAACCUGAGUUUCUGCGGGGGCAUCUCGGAUGCUGGCAUGAUCCACCUCUCUCACAUGACGAGCCUGUGGAGCCUUAAUCUGCGUUCGUGCGACAACAUCAGCGACACGGGCAUCAUGCACCUCGCCAUGGGCACGUUGAGACUCUCUGGACUCGACGUGUCGUUUUGCGACAAGAUAGGCGACCAGAGCCUGGCUUAUAUCGCGCAGGGCCUGUACCAGCUCAAGUCGCUGUCGCUGUGCUCGUGCCACAUCAGUGACGAUGGCAUCAACAGGAUGGUGCGCCAAAUGCACGAGCUGAGGACGCUGAACAUCGGCCAGUGCGUGCGGAUUACAGACAAAGGACUGGAGCUGAUCGCAGACCACUUGACGCAGCUGACCGGCAUCGAUCUGUAUGGAUGUACGAAAAUCACUAGGGGACUGGAGAGGAUCACGCAGCUCCCCUGCCUUAAAGUUUUGAACCUGGGCCUUUGGCAGAUGACUGAAAGUGAGAAAGUGAGGUGAAACUUGGGGGGUUUUUGGAGGGAGGGAGGAAGGGGGAUGGGUGAAUUUCAAUAGAGCAAAGUACAUAAAAAGAAGCUUAAAAUGCUGAAUGUGAUACAUGUGCCAGUUAUUGCUAUUAUAACACACAAAAAGUUGUUUUGUUUUUUCUUAACAAAUCGCAAUAUUAAACCUCCUCCUCCCAGAGUGUCGCGAUAUUUUGGCUACCUCGUUAGAUGUAUUAUAUUGUUAUUCUUAAGAAGAAUGAGAAUUUGUGCCUAGAAAAACAAUCCCCUCCCCCUUUAUCUCGUCUUUGGCUCAAUGAAAGCAAAAAGACUGAAAGAAAGGAUGGAUUCAGACUACCUUUUUAUUUCCCUUCCUUCAGAUAGCCAACGAAAUAUCUUUCAAAACAAGUCUAUGGGUAGUUGACAUCAAAUUUCAAGCAGUUUCGCAAGCGUCCUGUGAUGUGACAGUUCACCUUAAAAUGUUGUAGAUCUUCUGUAAUUAUUAAACAAUGCCGUUUUGUGAUCUUAAAUUAAUUGAGAGACUACAUGCAAUAUUUGUGCUUUAAACAAAUAAUUUAUCACACCAUAGGACCAUUUAAAAUUAAGUAGUGAUUAAAAAUGAGAAAGAAAAAAAAUAUUUAAAAACAACAUUUUCCCUUAUACAUUGUAUAAAUGACAAGACUAAAAUCUUCAAAAGUUCAUGGACAUGCUAUAUGUCAGCUACCCUUAUGCAAAAAUACUGGGUUUGUACACUUAAGCUUUUAUAUUUCCAAUCUCUUUUAGUUUUUGCUCAAUUUUGCAGGCCUGAAAGCCUUUAAUUCCUGCUUUGAAUAAGAGGUUACCUCUGCUGAUGUAUUUAUGCUUAUGUAAGCAGAUAUUAAUUAAUGGCUGUUAUUCAGAGCGUUGUACUUCAAAUUGAAGUGAAUUUUGUCCCUAAAAAAGAAGAAAAGAAAAACCCCUGUUAGCAAUUCACUUGACACCUUGUUUGCCUCUUCACAGGAUUGAAACAGGGCACAUGGUGUUAUAAAACAAUCUGUCUGUUUUAAAUACAAUAAUAUUCAA
This is a messenger RNA of Cyprinus carpio (common carp), 2300 nucleotides long. Its product is annotated as F-box/LRR-repeat protein 14. Lineage: Eukaryota; Metazoa; Chordata; Actinopteri; Cypriniformes; Cyprinidae. Gene Ontology annotation, molecular function: protein binding. Gene Ontology annotation, cellular component: SCF ubiquitin ligase complex. Gene Ontology annotation, biological process: SCF-dependent proteasomal ubiquitin-dependent protein catabolic process. The record is from RefSeq and is a predicted model, not a curated record.